AUGCGCUUUAUGAAUAAAAAUGGACAUCAAACAAACGUCCCCAUUGCGAGACUUCUUUGUAUUGCGGUAAAUGUAAUCCGCACGCUAAAUGUGGAAUCUGAUUGGUCCGUUGAGUUGGGAACGCGUGCCAAUCGUUUUAGCCCCGCCCACAAACUCGCUGGUCCUUCCUAAGAGCUGCUAGUGCUAAGAUAGUGUAAGGUCUGUGUAAUUGAAACGGAGGGACUGUGACUGUGCGACCCUGCAGCGACACGGGAAUCCAGAUAACCGAAACAAAAAUGGCGGCUUCUGCUGCGUAUCCAUGGAGGAACACGCCGCACAGUCCCAUGGUGGGGAAUUCUAAAGACCGAUCCAGAACUGAUGGACAGUCAGCGAGCUCCUAUGUGCCCUUCCCUAGAGGAAAACCAUUCAUUAACUCAGAGCUGCUCCAUUACCCGGGCAAACCAGUGCUUGCCUAUCCUGAAAGCAACAGCAGAGCUAUCUUUUCAGCUUUAAAGAAUCUUCAAGAAAAAAUCCGUCAACUGGAGCUCGAGCGAUUAAAUGCUGAACAGAGUAUGAAGCGCCUCUCUGAUGAGACACUGGAGUUCAAGGGACACCUGGACAUAAAAAACCAUUCUAGGGAGAGACUAGAGGAGGAUGUGUCCAAGCAGAAUAAAGACCUGUGUGGUCAGUUGUCGGCUGCAGAAAGUCGAUGCCACCUUUUAGAGGAGCAACUUCAAUACAUGAGAAACAUGGUAAAAAACGCAGAAAGCGAGAGAACAUCUGUACUGGAGAAGCAGGUAACCAUUGAAGGCAACCGAGUUCUAGAAAAACUGAAUAUACAAGCCAAAUUCGAGAAGCUGGAUAUGCUGGAGCAGGAAUACCUGAAACUCACUACAAUGCAAGUUCUUGCCGAGAAAAAAAUCGGUGAAAUCGAAGAGAAACUGAGAGAGGAGGAGCAUCAGCGCAAACUGGUGCAGCACAAAGCAGCCCAGCUCCAGACAGGGUUGGAAACCAACAGAAUUUUGCUCCGUUCCUUAACACCUCCAGCAAAACAAGUGAAAGCAAAGAGCACAAAGUCAUUGCAGCUGGACAAGAAGUUCACCCAUUCCAGUGUUUCACACUUACAGCCCCACUAUCACCUGAGCUUAGGAGAUGUGCCCUUUGUUGCUGGAAAGUCCACUGGCACCAGCUAUUCCGUGAGAGCCAAUGUCCAGCAUGUCUUGCACCUAAUGAAGCAGCAUAAUAAAGUCUUGUGCAAUGACCGAGUCGUGAACGAUCAGCACUUUGAAAGGAAACAGAGUGCAGUAAGGUGGACGACAGACCCAGUUUUAUCUUCUCGCUCUUACCAAGACCUAUCAGAGGUUUUGCUCACACUGGAGGAUGAGUUUGGCCAGAUGAGUUUUGACCACCAAGAAUUGGUAAAGCAAAUCCAAGAGGCUCACUCAGAUCGCUUAAAGGAGGACCUAGAAAGAGAGCUGGAGGCUCUUGUUAAAAGGAUGGAGGCAAAAGCAGACCAAAUCACUAAAGUACGGAAACAUCAUGCAAUGCUUGGAAAAUUAUUUGGGCAAGCCAAGGUUAAAAAGAAAGCCACCAGUGAUGCACAGGCAAAAGACAAGAAGCAGUUUAGGGAUGGGAAGGAGACAGCAGCAGCACACGUGAGCAAGGACAAACCUGGGGAAAAGAGCAGGAGGAGCCUUCAGCUGUUGAGGGACAUGCAGACAUUGCAGACUUCCCUGCAGAAGGAGGACAUUAGCUGGGACUGCUGAAUAGCCACUUGCACUAUGAGAUACGUCUCAGGGAAAGGGAUUGCUUUACCUCUCCUUCCUUCUCUUGUCCUGCCCUCACUCUUAAACCCACAGAGCUUGCACUUUCUGUGCUCUCUGCAUGGGUGAGAGGGUGCGAGGUUAUCACCAAAGCCCAGUUUAAAGUGCCUGCAGAUCCUUGACAUCACACUCUGGGUUCUGUUCCAAGGGCUUUUUCUUUGCAACCAAUCUUUCAUGACAAACUGCAAGGAGCGAAAAUUGGCCACGCUUUGCAACGUUAUACUACCUAACACUGAAACCUCACUUGCCAGAACUGAAAGGCUAUAAUCCUUAGCUCGUCGGCUCUUCUGUAAGAUCACAGCAUUCUAGUUUGCCCUUGAUAUAUCCUCUAUUGGCGGUCACCCAUUAUCAUUGCAGAAUGCAUCGACGGUGCUACAGGCAGAAGACUGGAGUUGUUUUACCUCAAGGUGGUGAGUCCUUAAAGGGAUCCUGUCAUCGGAAAACAUGUUUUUUUCAAAACGCACCAGUUAAUAGAGCUACUCCAGCAGAAUUCUGCACUGAAAUCCAUUUC
Messenger RNA from Xenopus laevis (African clawed frog), 2313 nucleotides. RefSeq names its product centrosomal protein 57kDa L homeolog (gene cep57.L). Gene Ontology annotation, molecular function: microtubule binding; gamma-tubulin binding; identical protein binding. Bases 276 to 1745 code for a protein of 489 amino acids. Lineage: Eukaryota; Metazoa; Chordata; Amphibia; Anura; Pipidae. The transcript has 11 exons. Gene Ontology annotation, cellular component: spindle; centrosome. The record is from RefSeq and is a predicted model, not a curated record.